CAAAAAGGGGCAAAGGAAAAAAAACCCAACGCUUGAACAAAAAGCAAAAGAUGCUAUGUUCGUUCCUCACUCUUCCCUCAGCGCUGCCUUGCCCUUUGCGGAGGCUGAGAAGUGUGAACACAUCCUGUUUAUCUCAGCGGCCCUGCUGCUGUGCUGGGUUUAGUGGCGGCGGUGCAGGCAGAGCUGGCCACGCCAUGGAAGCGCUGCCCAUCUACCACGGGGGCAUCACCCGCGAGGCCGGGGAGAAGCUGCUGCUGGCGGCGGGUGCUGACGGCAGCUACCUGAUGCGGGACAGUGAGAGCAUCCCGGGGGUCUACUGCCUCUGUGUGCUGCAUCAGGGUUACGUUUAUACCUACCGAGUGUCCAAGACAGAAUCCGGGUCCUGGAGUGCUGAGACGGCACCCGGGGUUCACCGACGGCUCUUCCGGAAAGUGCACAACCUCAUUUCAGCCUUCCAGAAACCCGACCAGGGCAUCAUCACGCCCCUGAAGCAUCCGGUCAUCAACUGUGUGAAAGCCAAGUGUUCCCCAGGUAGAAAUGACGGUCGUGAUUACCUGCAGCCAUCCUGAAGACAUUUCCCAGUGACAUAACCCUACGUCCCAGUAGUGCCUCCAGUCCUGCUCUAGAACAGAACAAGCUAUGAUAGUUAGUACAACUCUGUGAGUUUUCUUGUAACAUUUGCCAAAAUGUGUUUCAUAGUAUUUCUAGCUCUAAGUUUAGAAGUUACAUGUCCAGAAUGUUUUGAUUUUUUUUUAAAUUUCUUUUCUUUUCUUUUGGUAAGAGAUAAGACAAAAACAUCAGCAACUAAAUGGUGUAAUAUCUUUUUCUCUUUUUGCAGUCCUAUGUGCAAAAUAUUUUCCAAUCUCAAGACUAGUCCCUCUAUUUCACAUAACCUAACUUUAGACUCUUCUGUGCUUUCUUCUGAUAGACAUUCAUGGGCAAGACCCCUUUUAUAGGCUUAGGAAAAUUGUUUAUAUUGAGUGUCCUUGCCUCGAACACAGCCUUGGUGUCUGUGUGAUUGUCAUACAGUUCCAAAAGGUACUCCAGACAUGGCCCCAGGAGAAUCCCCACUAACUGAUUUUCCAUCACACCAGGCUCUCUGCAAUCCAGCAGAACCACUAAGUGCUGUUUCCAUGUACAAAAUUUCUAAUUUGCACAAAGGAUCGAAAGCUUGAGUAAUGUUCUGAAUAGAUGAGAACAAUCACCAGAGGAGAACAUUGUUCUUUCUAUUUUUCUGAUAUUGUCUCUACUUGAAAAAAUCCCCACCACAUGUAAUUAAAAUAUAUAUAUGUGUAUUUUA
Numida meleagris (helmeted guineafowl) is the source of this 1300-nucleotide messenger RNA. It is a transcript of the gene SH2D1A, whose product is annotated as SH2 domain containing 1A. NCBI's taxonomy places the organism in Eukaryota, Metazoa, Chordata, Aves, Galliformes, Numididae. The record is from RefSeq and is a predicted model, not a curated record. The transcript is spliced from 4 exons. Bases 51 to 569 code for a protein of 172 amino acids.